Lampris incognitus (smalleye Pacific opah) is the source of this 4005-nucleotide messenger RNA. RefSeq lists its product as uncharacterized. Bases 317 to 1087 code for a protein of 256 amino acids. NCBI's taxonomy places the organism in Eukaryota, Metazoa, Chordata, Actinopteri, Lampriformes, Lampridae. The transcript is spliced from 4 exons. The record is from RefSeq and is a predicted model, not a curated record.
UCACUCAGUGAAUAGACCUUACCCCCCCCUCUCCCUCUCCCUCUCUCUCACACUCUCGCUCUCAGACACGCACAUACGCACACUCUCACUCACCCUCACUUUUCACUGUCUUUCAGCUUUCUAGUUUGGGAAACACCCUCUUCUGAGAAGUGAUCUGCUUCAACUGAAAGUGUCUCCACGCUAAUGAAAGAUAAGCGCUAAAGGAGGAAAUACAGACGCAGGAAAAUCACAAACCAGCAGGAGCUGGGGACGUAAAAGCAGAGGAGCCGAGGGAAAAGCAACGUAUGAAAACGGAGCAAAUGCCACAAAGCUGAAGAUGGGGUUCGGGACAGGGAUCACAAUGCUUCUCCUCACGACCACUUUUGUUUCGACGACACAAGAGCUGGUAUGGCUGAAUGUGAGCAGUGAGGUGACGGCGGCGUGCGGCCAGACGGUCACGCUCAACUGCAAGGUCUCCUCUUCCCGAGAAGGACUGACAGUGACACACCUGAGAUGGAACCUAAACAGGAAGCGCCUGUGUGAGGUGGACAUCUUGGGGGAAGUCACACAGUUCAGGAACCACACACAGAGUGAAUUCCAGUGCGCUUACACGCAGAGGCAUUUAUCCCUCACCUUUCAACAAGUGCAGCCCAUGGAAAGCGUGGAGGCUCUGUACAUGUGCAAGCUUCACUCAAAUCAUGGGAUUACGGAGGCAAAGACAACGGUUGAAUUGAAAGAGUGCUACAGGGAUGUUGACGUUGAUGCGAAUCCGAAAGUUGCCACCUGCCGUUUCACAGGAGUCCACCCGGACGGGGAUGUACACUGGUUCCACGGCUCCACCAGACUGACAGGAGCCAACACAAGCAAAAGUGUGGAGGCAGGGGGAUGGAUGACCAUCGUCAGCUCCCUGGAAAAAGACGGUAAUAAGGAGCCAUACAGCUGUUCUCUGUGGAAUCCUGCAUCUGGACAGUACCUCACCGACAAACCUGUUGGGAUCCCUGAAGUAAAUAUGGAGCAGAACUCGAGGGUCUACAGUGCAGCUGAUGCACAGCAAUUUCCCUGGACAUUUUUGGGUUUUCUGCUGAUAGCGACCUUCUUGAUGAAAUAAUAGACUUGUGCUAAGAAAGAAUCUAAACUAGGGAAUAUGAUAAGAUCAAAUAAAUAGGGACUGUAGGAAGAAUGAUUAACUAGAAUCAUAAGGAGGUACUGAUAUAUGAAAUAAGCUGUGUGUUCAGAGCUAUUGUGUGGGUGAGUCAUGCUGUAGGGUCCAAGGAUUUUUAUUGUUCUACUUUUCAUUUCUUAGCGGAAGUGGUCAAGGAAAUUACAGACUGAUAAGACACAAUGAGAAAAAAAGUUAAUAACCAAUACGCUGUUUAACACUAGCUGCGUUUAUUGUUAUUCUGAUAGGGAAUUCAUGAUUGAUAGAGCAGGGAAUAUUGGUUUUACAUCAUUCAAAACCUGGCAAAUAAACACACACACACACACACACACACACACACACACACACACACACACACACACACACACACACACACACACACACAGAGUCAGUGUUGGAGCUAUUCCUCCAAUCACUUGUUUACUUUUCAAGCAUUGAGCCAGUAGAAUCUGUGAGCUUCAAAUACACUUUUAUUGUAUGUAUGAGAGGGAAAGAUUAAACACUGGUAGGGCUACAAAAUGAAAACUCCAGAAAAUGAACGCAACUGGAAGACCAGCAUGUCGAAACACAGCUAGACGAGGUGGUGGCAAUUACGUCAUCCCUUUGCUGAUAGUGGUGGGAUGCUGUCCUCUGGUGGUACGGAUGUGAUUAGUCACAAGUUCACAUCAUGGGGUGUUAAGAGACCAGAGUUGAACUGUGGCUGUCUUCAAAUCUUCCAACAACCCGUUCUGCAGGUAGUACUGCACUGCCUUCAAAUCUACCAACAACCCAUUGUGCAAGUAGUACUGCACUGCCUUCAAAUCUACUAACAAUCCGUUCUGCAGGUAGUACUGCACUGCCUUCAAAUCUACUAACAACCCGUUCUGCAGGUAGUACUGCACUGCCUUCAAAUCUACCAACAACCCGUUCUGCAGGUAGUACUGCACUGCCUUCAAAUCUACCAACAACCCAUUGUGCAAGUAGUACUGCACUGCCUUCAAAUCUACUAACAAUCCGUUCUGCAGGUAGUACUGCACUGCCUUCAAAUCUACUAACAACCCGUUCUGCAGGUAGUACUGCACUGCCUUCAAAUCUACCAACAACCCGUUCUGCAGGUAGUACUGCAUUGCCUUCAAAUCUAUCAACAACCCAUUCUGCAGGUAGUACUGCAUUGCAAAUGGCCCUAUGUUGUAUAUUUGCUGAAGAAAUGCAUGCAUGAGGCAGUCUGUGUGUGUGUGUGUGUGUGCACGCGCGUGCGUACGUACGUAUGUGUAUGUAUGUAUGUAUGUAUGUAUGUAUGUAUGUAUGUAUGUAUGUAUAGGAGGAAUUUUUCAAAAAGAAAACGGCAUUGCAUUUUAAAGACAUCCCAUGAUCUAAUUUAAAUAACUGCUGGCCAAUGCAAGUUUAAAUAUCUGACAGACCAUGCAUGCAUUGAUUCCUACAAGUAUCCAAUAAUGUCUAUAUUCCAGAUGUAUAGAGGUUUGCAUGGAGGGGCUUUGGGUUUUUCGACACUCUGACGACGAACUGAGUACCGCUAAGUAUAUUGUGGCUUGUACAGGGAGAGUACCAAGCUUGUAGAUAAACAAUGUCUCCAAUUUUCAUCCUCACUGUAUGGCAUACUCUUUCUCCAUCUGAGACUUCACUUGGCAUGUACCUUGAGGAUGAAUGCUGUCUCAUGGCUAAAGAAAUCCCUUUUCUCAAACAGUGUGACAUUUGAGAGCCUUCUGAAAUUAGAACCGCCCUCCACUAAUGGAUUUUUUGUUGUUCUUCUUCUUAUUUAAACUGAGCCAGUGUGUGUUUCCCGUUUAGCCUGCUACAAAUACAAAUGGUCACCUCGUGAAGUUUAGUGCAUGAGGACGCAACCAGGUAUAUAACAGGACACGCAUAAACACAUGUACAUGGGCAUGGUAAUUCUAAUUUACUUAAAUAAACUCUUAAUAAGCAAAAAAACUAGUUAUAGCUAAACCUCAAAUGGUACCCUCCCUCCUCUAUUGCCUUUUCUAUAGAACAAUGCUGUCUUUACUGCCAAAAUGUAAAACUGAAUUUGUGCAACGUAUGCGAUGCAAUACUUCUGAAAAAUUAACAAAUUGAAGAAUUUUCUUCCAAAAUGGGAUAUUCAUGACACAGCCUUACAAAUUAAGAAAAGCAAAUGGGAGCACUUUUCAAAGGACAUUAAAAUAGCUAUAACUAUAGUCGAUAAGUUGAGGACAUUUUCACUCACUGGAUCUUUUAUACCUUAAAUGAACGAUGACAUUUUAGAAUUGACAUUUUAAUUUUUUAAUUGGAUAGAGCAUUUUUGAAAACAACUCUUCUGUCAAGUAUAAGAGAAAUAUCAGAGUACUUUAACUGGUUGUGGUUUUAAAGAAUUAUGUAUAAUCAAUAAAAAAAAAAAAGCACUUCCACAACUGUGUCAACUGUUAAUGUGUGCUAGCUAGCACACAGGUAUUUUUUCUAUUUUAUUUCAAAAAGGAAAGAUUCAUUCUUACUGAAUCAUUGAAAACUUGUUUAUUCGUCUUUGAUCCUUGCAGUGAUUUUAGCUGUGGAUUUAGUAUAGCUUCCACCAGAACGCACACUUUUUGCACAUUUAUUUUGCGUUUGUAUAGAUGUUACCGAAACUGUUGAUACAAUAUUUGUCUGUAGAGAUUUUUCCUGCUACCGUUGAUACAACACUAACGCAAUCAACCGAAAAUGGCUCGGGAGACGUUAAGGUAAGGGAGAUUUUAGGUGACUUUUUUUCAUAUCAAACUUAAAAGCACAUUGCUGGAUUCUGAUUAUGAAAUCAGAGGAGACAGUGCUAUAAAUGUGACCCAGACUUCAAUCGGGGUAUUGUACUCUCGUCCCCUUUGUAGAUGUUAUCAAAACGACUGCCUUUAGCCUUGGUGAGCCAA